AUGUCUAGAAUUGAAACCUUGCCCGACGAGCUCAUUCUCCAAAUCACCCUGUUUUCUUCGGAAUCAUCUCUCGCCGCCUUAGCGCGGACAAACCGCCAUCUCCAACAAAUCUGCACCCCUAGUCUGUACCGGAACAAUGUGCUCCACAACAACAGCUCCGCGUUAGAAUGGGCGGCACAAUCCGGCCAGAUGGACACACUACAGAAGGCGCUGCGUGCAGGCGCCCCUUUACCCAAGAAACAGGCCAAGGGCGAAUUUCGCGAGGAAGGCCCACGAACCAUCCAGUUCGGGAUCGAAGGCCCGCAUAGCUUCCACGACUUCCGGCCACAUCCUAUUUCGCUGGCGGCUCAGGCGGGCCAUUUACAUAUCGUCCGCUGUAUGAUCGAUCACGGGGUCAGUCCCAACACAAAAAACCCCGAGUGGUUUACACUACUGGCACUAGCCGCUGCCCAUGGCCAUGUUUCUCUGGCCAAAUACUUGCUGCACGUGGGUGCCAAGCAGGAUAUUCGCAGCUUUGUAACCCUCCGGCCUGUAGGGCUGGCAGCAUUUCAGGGGCAUGUGGAUAUAGUUGAACUUCUUCUGUUGGCUCUGCGAGGAGACGGGAAUGAGGACAACAAAGAAGAUUUGAUGGAAGAGGCUCUCUUUGCCGCGGUGAAGGCGGGGCACGUCCCGGUGGUCCGGUUAUUGUUCACGCAUGGAGUGCAAGUCAAUCUUUUUGGAAGCUUUGGUCCUUUUCAAGGGACUCCCCUGUUACUAGCAGCGACCAAUGGGAUGAGCGACUUGGUGUCGCUAUUUCUUGCGUACGGUGCGGAUCCAAACUUGAUUCCGGUUCCACGAGUAUCGGAGACACCGUUGAAGGCGGCGGUGAUUCAAGGCCAUGAGCAUCUACUUCCGCUCUUGGUCCAGGGAACGACGAGGCUCCAGCGCACCAGAGCAUUGGCCUUCGCUGUGGCACAUGGGAACAGAAGCAUGGCGGAGACAUUGCUUCGAAGCAGUACACCUCCCCAAUUUGAUCUAUCCGAGAUACCACGUCGCACGGGUUGGGAUCACGAGGACUGGGUGCAGCCCUUACUGUUAGUGGUGCUGAAUAAGAGGCUAGAGCUAGUAGAGCUGUUGUUGGACUCAGGCGGGGAUGUGAACGUGCGGUGUACUGAAUACCCUAGGGGCGGAUUGAGCAAGCCAUUCGACCGAGUCCUAUUUUGGGCCGUAGAAGACUGCCAUGAAGCGAUGGUAGAUCUGCUCCUGGAACGUGGCGCAGACCCGGAGGUUACGGAUGAUAUGGGACGCCCUCCGCUCACAUACGCCGUCAAGGGCGGAAAUGAGGCCGUUGUUAGAUCCCUGCUAGAUCGUGGGGCAAAUCCACACCGCGCAGUAGAUCACAAUGGCAAGAAAUUGCUGUUGCUGGGGCGAAUGAAACAAACUAUACGGGCUCAGCUACAAGCGGCGGAGGGGAGAUGGGAGUAUGCCGGGGGUUUCUAG
Penicillium manginii is the source of this 1479-nucleotide messenger RNA. RefSeq lists its product as uncharacterized. The record is from RefSeq and is a predicted model, not a curated record. Gene Ontology annotation, molecular function: protein binding. The coding region runs from base 1 to 1479 and encodes 492 amino acids. NCBI's taxonomy places the organism in Eukaryota, Fungi, Ascomycota, Eurotiomycetes, Eurotiales, Aspergillaceae. The transcript has a single exon.